AUGUCGUCGUUUUCACCGAUGAUUGAGAAAAUUCAUAAUUUUGGAAUAUAUAUGAAAAAGGGAAAACGAGCAAUUUUACAGUUAGAUUUUCCUGGCAGGUCUUUUAACAUUAUUCAAAGAGGUCACAUCAAGAAGAAUUUUCGCUUUGAAAACUUGGUCCAUUUUGAUUCCGCAGAAGAUCUUCAUAUUAUAUUAACAGUUGGUGAAACAGAUUUAGAAUUCCAAGCUGAUAAUUCAGAAGAAAAAUAUACCAUAUGUAGAUUAUUAUCCUUGGUUAUUGAUCUAUCACCUCAUGAAUAUGCAAAUUUAGGUUUACCAUCACUUACUAAAGAUAAAUCUUCUGGGGUGAGUGUUCUACCACCAGUAUCACUACGACAAGAGAAGAUUCUAAGAGAAGGUGUUCUGGAAAAGAAGGGGAAUACAACCAUUACGACUUGGAACAAACGCAGAGUGAAGAUAUCAGCAGGCGAAUUCUCGUAUUAUAAACCCGGAGAUGAGCUAGCGUUGAAUAUUGUACAAAUCUGGGAUGGUGCUACUCAUAUUAAGAGAAUAGGUAACAAUAGUUUCAACGUGGUGAUCAGAGAUUCUAGAACAUACAGUUUCCGAUGUCUAAGUGAAUCAAAAUCGAAGUCUGUUGAAGAAGAAAGAGAUGAAUGGGUGAAGGAUUUUGAGAAAGCUAUCAGAACUAGAAGAAAUACUCUGGUGUAUAUUGAUGAUAAUUUAUUGAGCAGUAACCAACAUAAAUCGGAUGAAUUCAGUUAUCCACCAACUUUAGAAUCGACACCUUCUUCAGAACUAACACGUGUGGAGAAUUCUCAAGACUUCAGCACUAAACAGUAUGAACAAAAUAGGAAGCCAGAAAUAACAGCUCAUCUAAGUGUCAGCGUUAGCUAUGUAUCAGAUAAAUGUCACGAUUCGGACCGGAAGAGUCCGAUGCCACCAUUAUCGUCGACCACUACAACACAAACAUCUCUCUCCAGUAAAGUUCCCAUCCAUGUUCCCUCUCCAUCUCGAGUUAUUCCAAAACCACCCACCAUGUCACCAGAUCCAAUCUAUUCCUUACAAACCUCCGUAACAAAUGAUGCCUCAUCACCCCCACCCCCUGACAUGGUUAAACCUUUCCAAAACACGGCUGUGGUCAAACCUUAUGCUGUGUCUGAUGUCAGUGGGGAAGCGAUGACGGGAGAACAACCGUCAGUUGCUAAUGCCCGAGCAAUGUUUGAAGAGAAGAGUAAGAAGAUGGCUGAGGAGGAAAUAUCUCCCAGAGAACGCAAAAGAGUUCCUACUCCACCUGAACCACCACCAAUGGAUUUGAUACCAGACGAUAAUAUUCCUCCACCCGCCGGACCACCUCCACCUCCGCCACCACUACUUAACGUCAAGAAAGCUGGUGUCAAACUCUCUGUUCUCCCUUCCACAAAACUUAAACCAGCACACUGGACCAAGAUAUCAAAGUCAGCUGCCUCCAAUUCUAUAUGGAAAGACAUGCGGGAUGUUACAAAGAAACUCAACUUAGCCACACUGGAAGAUCAGUUCGCAAUGAAAGAAAAAGAUGAUAGAAGACUCAGUAAAGAGAUCCCAGACUCGGGAAAAGCGACACCCAUGUUGGAUCAGAAGAGAGCCCAUGUAUUGGGUAUAAUAGUCAAUAGUAUGAAGAUAGCGGGUCAUAUCAACAUGUUGGAUAUCAUAUCUACAAUAACUGAGACAGAAACAUUCCCUUCAGAAACUCUCUCCACAAUUCGCAGUUGUCAGCCCACAGAUGACGAUAUAGAAAUGUAUAAAGCAUAUAAAGGUUCUAAAGAUGAUCUCAAUUCAGUCGAUAAAUUUAUGAUGGAACUAUGUGAAGUUCCAAAGAUAGACUUGCGGCUGGAACUUUUACAGAUCAUCUGGGAAUUUCCCAAAACUUUUGAAGAAGUUCAAGAGGAAGUCGAUGAUAUCUGGCAAGCCUGCGAUGAAAUAGUUGGUUGUACUAAAUUAGUCAACGUUCUGGAAUAUCUACUAGCUAUAGGAAAUCUCCUCAAUGCUAAAUGGUCUUCAGGAUAUGGUGUUCCUGGGUUCGAAAUUACUUCAAUCGACAAGAUUAUAGAAGUAAAAGGGAAGAACAACACCACUGUACUGAACUAUCUGAUAACAACCUUAAAGAAGAACGAUCCCGAACUGUUAGACUGGAGUUCGACAUUGAGCCACGUGUCAAUAUCAUCAGAAUACUCGGUGAAGGCUAUAGGAGCAGAAUUAGAAGUUAUGAAAAACGACCUUAUGAAAGUUAAGAAACAUAUGAAAGUGCUAAAACCAUUGCUGACUUCAAAAUCAGAUAAGAAGUUUCAAACAGAUGUCCAUGCAUUUGUUAAUGAGAAUGAAAAGAAAUUGGAUAAACUAGAUGCCAAAUCACAUCAACUUGCAAAUAAAUAUAUCAGAGCUUUGGAAUUAUUUGGGGAAAAGUCUGAUAAACCAUCUGACGUCUUCUUCGGUUGUAUACAAAAUUUUAUGGAGAGUUUCCAGCAAGCAAGGGGUAAAGGCAACCGAUAA
Lottia gigantea (owl limpet) is the source of this 2526-nucleotide messenger RNA. RefSeq lists its product as hypothetical. The transcript has 18 exons. Lineage: Eukaryota; Metazoa; Mollusca; Gastropoda; Lottiidae. The record is from RefSeq and is a predicted model, not a curated record. The coding region runs from base 1 to 2526 and encodes 841 amino acids.